Molecule: messenger RNA, 1461 nt
Organism: Salvia splendens (bonfire salvia)
Lineage: Eukaryota; Viridiplantae; Streptophyta; Magnoliopsida; Lamiales; Lamiaceae
Product: tetratricopeptide repeat protein 4 homolog
Exons: 7
Coding region: 63-1250 (395 amino acids)
Biological process (GO): protein folding
Cellular component (GO): cytosol; nucleus
Molecular function (GO): Hsp90 protein binding; Hsp70 protein binding
Source: RefSeq, a predicted model, not a curated record
UUAGUUCUACAAGUCGUUCUAGAAAACUCAAAACUCAAAUUUUGGUCGACAGAAGAAAGAGCAUGGCUUUGUUGAUGGAACCUGGUUCUGAACCCAUAACCAACGAUGAAAUCGUUGAUCUUGAGGCUAUCGCUGCGCUCAAAGAGUCUGCUGCUAUUGAGCUCAAGGAAAAGGGAAAUGAGUAUGUGAAAAAGGGGAAGAAGCAUUACUCAGAUGCUAUUGAUUGCUACACUAGAGCCAUUAACCAGAAAGCCUUAAGUGAUCCGGAGAACUCUAUUAUUUAUUCCAAUAGGGCGCACGUGAAUCUGCUCUUGGGAAAUUACAGACGAAGUCUCCAGGAUGCUGAGGAGGCCAUUAAGCUGUGUCCAACAAAUGUUAAGGCUCUUUAUAGGGCUGUCAAAGCAUCAUUGUCGCUCAAUCUGUUGGAUGAAGCAAGAUCAUAUUGUGAAAAAGGGCUUCAACAGUCUCCAGACAGCGAAGAACUGAAGAAGCUAGCCAAGCAAAUCAAUGCAAAGAAAUUGGAACAGGAACGGCAUGAAGCUGAAGUAUCCAAAGCUGUCGCAGCAGCUAAGGAUAUCAUCUCUGCCUUGGAGGAUAGGCAGAUAAAACUUGGAAAGGCAAUGUAUCAGGAACUCACUGGUAUUAAAAAACCAGUGCUUGACAAUAACAAAAUUCUCCAUUGGCCAGUUGUACUUCUCUAUGCAGAGGUUAUGUCCAGUGACAUCAUUGAGGAUUUCUGCGAGACUGAUAUGUUUUUUGAACAUCUUGACAUGAUGUUCUCUGAGGGUAGUCCACCUUUGCCCUGGGAUUCAGAUAAUGCAUACAGUCGGGAUGCUCUUGAGCUGUACUAUGAGGCUGACUCGGGAGUUAGUUUCUCCAAAAAAGAAGCUCUUAAUUAUCUGUUACAAGGAACUGUUGCAUCUCAUCUGGAAAAGAGUGGGGGUGAAGAGACUGAUGCUGCUACUUGCACUGCCUUUUCAAGUGGUAAUGGACCUAAAUGGGUCAAAGUAAAUGAGAGAAGAACACUACAUGACAUUCUGAGAAAUUCUGAUAUUAUUGUGCCCGGAAUUCCAGGUUUGUCCUUGUUUACAAGACAAUUUGUGCUAAACUUCACAUCUGAAAUCAUCUUGAUUUGCUCUAUUUUUCUGUUAUGCCUUUUGCUGGUUUUAGUGUUUUUUAUUGUUUCAAAGAAGUCGAGCUUCUAUCGAGAUUUUAAGUCUGGAAAUUGGUCUCCCCCGAAGAUUGCUUGAUCAAGUUGAAGAUCUUUUGUAGAUUAGUUUAGACUUGUCACAUAUUAUUUCAGCGUAGUUUUGAUAUUGUGACUAAAAUCGUGCUUUAGACUACCUCUGUAUUCAUAUAAGUGGACAACAAUGUUUCCUGUUGAUGAUUUCCAUCUUCAAAAAUCCAGAAGCAUUUGUAACUUGCUAUUCAAUAGUACUAUUAAAGUGAGAUUUUGAAGUA